Symbiodinium natans is the source of this 390-nucleotide messenger RNA. Lineage: Eukaryota; Dinophyceae; Suessiales; Symbiodiniaceae. The record is from the annotation of a GenBank genome assembly.
AUGGCCUGCUGCGGUUCGGUUGGAAAGGAUGGCCAGGGCGAGCUCGCAGAUCUCGCAGAGCGCGAAGAAGAUCUGGAGCAGCUCGAGUACCUGGCAGAGGAUGAGGCCGAAGUUGCGAUCGCUCCUCGAUCCGAGGCUGCCGGGGCCACCAGCUUGGUGCAGGAGGGCAGGCAGAAGGGCAGGAUCCGGAAUCGGCACCUGGUAGAGCCCCCUCUACCCGAAGGCAUUCGAGCUUAUACGCCGGGUGAAGGAUACGGGUCGAAUGCCAUACCUUUUGCGGGGAUUUCACCCAAAACCUCCAAGCGCCGCAACGAAGGCAACAGAAUGAAGGCUAUUGAGAUGCUGAAGCGUGCCAAGGAGGUUGCAGAUCGCAAGAACGAGGCCUUUUGA